Messenger RNA from Helobdella robusta, 3770 nucleotides. RefSeq lists its product as hypothetical. Gene Ontology annotation, biological process: intra-Golgi vesicle-mediated transport; endoplasmic reticulum to Golgi vesicle-mediated transport; intracellular protein transport. Gene Ontology annotation, cellular component: COPI vesicle coat; cytoplasm. The record is from RefSeq and is a predicted model, not a curated record. Lineage: Eukaryota; Metazoa; Annelida; Clitellata; Rhynchobdellida; Glossiphoniidae. The transcript has 25 exons. The coding region runs from base 1 to 2877 and encodes 958 amino acids. Gene Ontology annotation, molecular function: structural molecule activity.
AUGGUGAGUGUAGACCAGCCGUGUUUCACCCUCAUAAACAUUCCCAAUGAUUCGGACAUGCCUAAUGAGAUGCAACUCAAGCAGGACUUAGAGCACGGAGAUAUAAGAACGAAAACAGAAGCCCUGAAGAAGUUGAUUCAGAUGAUCUUGAACGGUGAUAAGAUGCAGUCACUGCUGAUGACGGUCAUCAGAUUUGUCAUGCCCCUGCAAGACCACAUGAUCAAAAAAUUGCUACUCGUGUUCUGGGAGAUCGUUCCUAAGUACUCUGGUGAUGGCAAGAUGCUACAGGAGAUGAUUCUCGUCUGCGAUGCUUACAGAAAGGACCUUCAACAUCCAAAUGAGUUCAUCAGAGGUUCCACAUUGAGGUUCCUUUGCAAAUUGAAGGAGCCAGAACUUCUUGAACCAUUGAUGGCUCCAAUCAAGGCUUGCCUUGAACACAGGCACUCGUAUGUCAGGAGGAAUGCUGUGCUUGCCAUCUACACCAUUUAUAGGAAUUUUGAUUUCUUGAUGCCCGAUGCCCCAGAGUUGAUAGCGACGUACUUGGAGGGUGAGGCCGAUGCUUCGUGCAAGCGUAACGCAUUCAUGAUGCUCAUACAUGCCGACCAGGAGAAGGCAUUGAGUUAUCUGAGCAGCUGCAUUGACCAGGUGCAUACAUUUGGUGAUAUCUUACAGCUUGUCAUUGUGGAACUUAUAUAUAAGGUGUGCCAUGCUAAUCCAUCGGAACGUACCCGUUUCAUAAGGUGCAUAUACAACCUGCUCAACUCCUCGAGUGCUGCUGUCAGGUACGAAGCUGCAGGUACCCUGGUCACUCUCUCCAGUGCUCCUACUGCUAUCAAGGCUGCAGCAACCUGUUACAUAGAGUUGAUAGUGAAGGAGAGUGACAACAACGUCAAAUUAAUUGUCCUCGAUCGACUCAUCUCGCUUAAGGACAGUCCUACACAUGAGAAAGUUCUUCAGGAACUUGCAAUGGACAUACUCCGAGUGUUGGGUGCUCCAGACUUGGAGGUGAGGAAGAAAACGCUGAGUCUGGCAUUGGAUCUUGUGUCUUCGAGGAAUGUUGAGGAGAUGGUGUUGGUGCUUAAGAAGGAGGUGAUGAAGACAAACAGUUCAUCGGAGCACGAGGACUCAGGUAAGUAUCGACAGUUGUUGGUCAGAACUCUGCAUCAGUGCAGUGUCAAGUUUCCAGACGUUGCUGCCACUGUUAUACCAAUGCUGAUAGAAUUCCUCAGUGACAACAAUGAGUUGGCUGCAUGUGAUGUGCUGGUCUUCGUCAGGGAGGCGAUCCACAGAUUUGAGCAGUUGCGUCCAACCAUCAUUAACAAAUUAUUGGAUACAUUUUCAUCCAUCAAAUCCGUCAAAAUCCACAGAGCAGCCCUCUGGAUCUUGGGUGAGUACUGCACAACCAGGGAAGACAUUCAAAGUGUCAUGACACUUAUCAGGCAAUCACUUGGAGAGAUCCCAAUAGUUGAUGAUGAACUGAACAAGAAGAAAGGUGAGACAGAGGAGGAUAUCCAGAUGACGCAGGGAGCUGGUGUGCAGAGGCUGGUCACUGCUGAUGGCACCUAUGCUUCGCAGAGUGCAUUCUCCGCUAAUGCAAAUGUCGUCAAGAAGGAACAGUCGAGACCACCCUUGCGACAGUUCCUGUCCGAUGGUGACUUCUUCAUCGGAGCUGCCCUCUCAACCACACUCACCAAACUCGCACUCAGAUACGCUGCACUCACGCAAGACAGACCAAAAACUAAUGCCUUUUUAGCAGAAGCCAUGCUGAUCAUGUCGUCAGUCCUUCAUUAUGGAAAGUCAGGAUUGCCUACCAAGCCAAUCACAGAUGACGACGUGGACCGCAUAGCAACGUGUCUUCGUGUCCUGUCAGAACCUUCGCCUCUCCUCAUGUCCAUAUUUGCUGAUAGAUGCAGAUUAUCACUUUCCAACAUGCUGGCAGUCAAGAUGGAAGAGGAUAAAGAGGUGCAAAAGAACAAAGAAAAGAAACAGACGUCAGUUGAGGCGGACGAUCCCAUUGCAUUCCUUCAACUCAUCCCCAAGAAUGAACUUGGUGCCACUGAGAACAUGUUCGACCUAACCCUCUCGCAAGCACUUGGAGUGGGCGGUAAGAAGGAAACAGACAUCGUCGCUUCCUCUAAACUAAACAAGGUUACUCAGUUAACGGGAUUCAGUGAUCCAGUAUAUGCAGAGGCAUAUGUACACGUCAACCAGUACGACAUCGUCCUUGAUGUCCUCAUCGUCAAUCAGACCAGCGACACGCUGCAGAGUCUCACUCUUGAGUUGGCCACACUUGGCGACUUGAAACUGGUGGAGAAGCCACAAUCAGUGGUGCUGGGCCCUCAGGACUUUACAAACAUCAAAGCAAGCAUCAAGGUGGCAUCCACAGAGAAUGGCAUCAUAUUCGGAAGCAUCGUGUACGAUGUGAGUGGCUCGACGAGCGAGAGGAACACAGUGGUACUGAACGAGAUCCACAUCGACAUCAUGGAUUACAUCGUCCCUGGCACGUGCACCGAUACAGAGUUCAGGCAGAUGUGGGCGGAGUUUGAGUGGGAGAACAAGGUGGCGGUCAACACAAACAUCACAGAUCUCUACGAAUACCUUGACCACCUCAUCAAAUGCACUAACAUGAAAUGCCUCACUCCCGACAAGGCCUUGCACGGUGAAUGUGGGUUUAUGGCAGCCAACCUCUAUGCCAAGUCUAUCUUUGGUGAGGAUGCCCUAGCUAAUUUGAGCAUCGAGAAAGCAACCGACCACCCAUCUGCUACUGUUACUGGACAUAUUAGGAUCAGGGCCAAGAGUCAGGGCAUGGCGUUAAGUCUUGGCGAUAAGAUCAACUUCUCGCAGAAGAAAAGCAAAGUAACUGCGCCAUCUGGUUGAUUGGCAUUCAGAGCUGCCAAUCACUUCCCAAUCAUCUCUUACUCUUCUAUUUGUAAUUAUGUUUUAUAUUCUCACUUCUUUUGUUGUAUGAAUGAUUGUUAUAUGAAUAGGAUUGUUUCUCUACAUGCGUUUGUUUUACCGUACUGUUUGUUGUCCGUCUGUUGCUAGCUGGUACAUUUUUCUGUUUUAAGUGUGCAACAAUAGUAGUCUUAUCAUCAUUCUUGUUUUUGAAAAUUAAUUAAUUAUCUUUAACUUAAAUUUUAAUGAAUUUAUUUUUAUUUAUUGUAAAUGAUUCACUUAUCGAAAUUCAUGUUUAUUGUUAUAAUCUAUUUUCGUUUUGCAAUUGGUACGAGUGUUGGAAAAUUUAUUCAUCCAUUUUUAUUCGUUAUAGAUUGCAUGUUAAUUUUGAGUUACUAGUGACUUUGGAGACCUGACAGAGGUGCAGUGGACUGACCUCACCCUGUAUACCGUGGACACAUUUCGACGCAUACAUGAAGGACGACCGCAUGUAACUGACAUUUCAAACACUUGACAUUGACCUGACCUGACUCGACUUAUGCUUCAUGUACGAAUGUUGCGUAAUGUUAUUUAGUGCAACAAAUGCAACAUGCAUGUUUAGUUGACUGACCGUGACCGAUGACUACUGAUUUGACUAACUUUGACACAUACUAGAAUAUGACAACGAACAUUACUGACUGGACAUACGAGAAUAUGACAACGGACAUUACUGACUGGACAUAAAUAUUGACAGAAUGACUUGACAGACAAAGGGAUGUGGACUUUUUGAAUAUUAUAAUUUAGGAACGCGCUAGAACUUGUAAGACAUUCUUUAUAUGUCCUGACAAUUCGUCAGAUGUUUUGAUUUAAUAAAAUGAUUUUUUACAUUAAUUAAA